UAAGCAGCAUGGAACCAAAUAGUGGGGACGGAUCAACAAAAAGUAUAAGGUAUAGACAUGCUGGCGAUUUAACUGGAGAACCACAUACCAGAGAGUUCGCUGAAGUCACAAUCCCGGUGCCUUGGGGCCAUUUGGCUGGCAAAUGGUAUGGCCCACAAGAUGUUCAACCCAUAUUGGGUUUACAUGGCUGGCAAGAUAAUGCUGGUACAUUUGAUUUGCUCGUUCCCCUACUGCCACCAGAUGUUGCCUUUCUUUCAGUCGAUUUGCCCGGUCAUGGAUUAUCAUCUCGUCUGCCGGAUGGUUGUUAUUACAAUACCAUUGACAAUCUGUAUGUGAUACGUGUGAUCAUGAAACAAUACAAAUGGGAAAAACUAUCGCUGAUUGGCCAUUCAAUGUCUUCGAUAAUUGGUUUUGUAUUUGCUGCCGUUUUCCCCGAUAAAGUUGAUAUGUUUAUUGGCAUUGAUGCUCUGAAACCCCAUCAAAGACCAUUCCCAAGCGUCAUUCGCACAAUGGAAACACGUAUGGAUGAGUUUUUACGUGAAGAUGAACGUAAUCGUAAUAAAAGUGAACCACCCAGCUAUACUUACAAUGAACUAAUCGAACGUAUCUACGUUGGAACAUUCCAUUCGGUCAACAAAGAUCUCUGCAAACAUAUGUUGGCUCGCAAUAUACAAAAAUCCGAAAAAUAUCCUGACAAAUAUUUCUUUACACGUGACAGACGUUUGAAGUUCUAUAAUUAUGCUGUUGGUUCUCAAGAGUUGUGUGUGGAAAUGGCCAGACGUAUAACGUGUCCAUAUCUUUUCAUAAAAGCUCGCAAUUCGUCAUAUUUUGAAGAUAAAAAAUAUUACGACGAAGUUAUGGAUGUACUGAAGACAAAACCGAAUUUUGAAUAUUUUGAAGGUGAAGGUACCCAUCAUUUGCACAUGAAUAAUCCGGAGGGAAUUAUUGGACCCAUUGUUGAUUUUAUUAAUCGUUUUGGACCGGUGGCACGAGCAAAGCAGGCAAAGGCCGCUAAACAAGCACAAGCCGAUAAAGAAAGUAAACUUUAGAAUGUAUGGCUACUUUGAUAAAG
This is a messenger RNA of Musca vetustissima, 1072 nucleotides long. Its product is annotated as probable serine hydrolase. The transcript has 2 exons. NCBI's taxonomy places the organism in Eukaryota, Metazoa, Arthropoda, Insecta, Diptera, Muscidae. The record is from RefSeq and is a predicted model, not a curated record. Bases 9 to 1049 code for a protein of 346 amino acids.